UGUGUAAUUACAUCACUGUUCUCGAUCUUGGUCUUCAUAACAUUCCUUCUUCUCCCACUAUACAGGCUUUUUUUUCUGCAGGCCCUAUUGCAGUACUUUUCUAAGGAGAACUAUCAUCUCGGCCAUGAUGCUCUGAGCUUUUUAUUCCUAAUUUCAGACGCUCUCUUCCUUACUCUUCACUCACUCUCCUUUACACAAACAUUGAUACAAACCUUCACACUACUUGCUGCUACGCCAGCCCCUAACAUCACAUACCUUGUCGCAAUGGGCUCCCAGCUCCGGACGACGCAGAUAUCCUCCAUUGGAUUGAGGAUAUCGGCAAUUCUCUUCUUUCGCUUUGUAAGUGCACAUCUGCCCUCCAUUGUUUUCACUCUUUUCGCCAUCUAUGCUCCUGUAUUUAUCUACACUUACUUCUUCAAGCCUGAGCUUGUGAUAAUUGAUGACGAAAUCAAUGUUGUCGUCAAGGAAACUGUCGUCACAGAAGAGGCUACGAAUGGUGACAUCACCACCGACGCCAAAGAACUCGACAUCCAAGAGACGGUAACAUACGGAGAGCCUAUUGUUCCAUUGUGGAAAAUCAUCUUCUAUGGCACGCCAAACACCCGAUACCCCAUCGCCUCUCUGGUAGGCUUUAUCAUUAACCUCAUCUUCGUCACCCUUACUGCCGACGCCUUGUACAGGGCAAGAUUCUUUUAUCCAGCCCAGGACUUAUCAUUCGCCCGUCUGGGCUAUGUAUCUCAUGCAGAAGCCAGAUUGUUUAUUCGAGAGCCGAAUCAAGCAGUUUUCCCCCUCAACAUCCAGGUACGGUCCGCCGCUUCGGACACGGCUAUUGAGGAUGCGGCUUGGAACACGAUUGACAGCAUUGCUGGCACAGUGGAAGAAUCCGACUUUACCACAGCCAUUACCAUUCCCCUCAGAUCUUCUCAGCAAAUGGUCUACCAAUGGCGUACUUCUAACAACUUGACGGGACAAUUUGUUUCGGCCCCGAGACCUGGAAGCAUGCCUACCCAGAAUAAUGGCAAAUUCACAUUCCUAUCCACCUCCUGCAUUCUUCCUCGAUUUCCUUACAAUCCUUUGGACCACCCGCUUGCCAUUCCUGGACUUCGUCAUCUUGCCAAACGGCUUCCCAAUAUCGGAGCUCAAUUCAUGCUCUUCCUGGGUGAUUUUAUCUAUGUUGACGUGCCGCAAAGAUUUGGCAAAUCUAUUGACCAAUAUCGCAUGCAAUAUCGCCAAGUCUAUGCCUCACCAGAAUGGGCAUCAGUGGGUCAGAACCUCAGCUGGAUUCAUGUUUUAGAUGAUCAUGAGAUCUCCAAUGACUGGUCUUCCAAAAAUGCCGGUGUUUACAAUAACGCAAUGGAGCCCUUCAACCUGUACCAGGCUAGCGUCAAUCCUCCCCAAGCUAUCCAGGCUGGAUCUUCUGCUCUUCGCCGCAAGCAUGCCACUUGGUUUGAGUUUGUGCAAGGGCCUGCUAGCUUUUUCAUGCUUGACACGCGUAGCUUCCGAUCUGACAACGGCGAGCCCUUCAACAACGAAAACAAGACAAUGCUUGGCGGGGACCAGCUCGAGGACUUCUUAGCAUGGUUGGCUCGCCCGGAGCCCAAGGGUGUCAAGUGGAAGAUUAUUGCCUCGUCCGUUCCCUUUACCAAGAACUGGCCUGUCAAUGUUCGUGAUACCUGGGGUGGCUUUUUAUUCGAAAGGCGAAAGAUCCUCGAGGCUAUGUGGGAUGCUAGCUCUCGUGGCCAAGGUGUGAUCAUUCUGUCUGGCGAUCGUCAUGAGUUUGCAGUCACAAAGUUUCCGCCCCCAGCUGACUCCAAGUGGCCUCAAUCUGCGGCACCCCAUGAGAUCUCCACGAGUCCUCUAAACCAAUUCGCGUCUCCCUUGCCUACGUACAAGCAAGUUGAUGGUGAGGAUGUCAAAAUCAAAUACAUCCCCUCUGGAACUUCCAAGUUUGGCUCGUUUACCAUUGAAGAUGAAGAUGGUGAAAGCAGCCUGUCCUACCAACUGUACAUCGAUGGCAAGCCCACGUGGAAUAUGACUCUGCAUACAACACCCAAAGAGCCAACAACAGGGUCGUUCUGGGACAAGCUGUGGUCAUGAACUGAGCUGUGUCUGCCAUCUUCAAGGUGUUUGGGGCGUUUUUAAUGAAGCCUAUUUCUUGCGAGCUCAUUAUUACUGUUAUUAUUCUUAGCGGCUACUUCGUAUUCUUGCUUGUUACGUCUGUCGCAUUACUCGUUUAUAGUAUUACCUUUAAUCCAACUUACACUUACACCAGCCUUUCUCAGCCAGGGCACCAUCAAGCACUCUCCAUUAUCAAGUGAUCCCUCUUUGAGUUAUUAGGUUAAAUUCGUAUCGUUUACAAUCUUAAAUUGACUUUUAAUUAUUUUAUUUUCAAAUUCAAAUGUAUUUUAUAGCAAUAAUAAAG
Molecule: messenger RNA, 2422 nt
Organism: [Torrubiella] hemipterigena
Lineage: Eukaryota; Fungi; Ascomycota; Sordariomycetes; Hypocreales; Clavicipitaceae
Source: the annotation of a GenBank genome assembly